UUCCAACAAAAUCCACUUUGGUCAUGACAGGUUCUUCUUUUUCUUCUUCUCGACCACACCACUUGCUCUUCUUUAUAGUAUUAAUUUUUCCAUUUCUCAGCUUAGCACAAGAAUUACCCGUCAAUAUAGACGGUAUUAUCUGGGAAAUCCCUUCAAAUUCAUCAUGUCCAUCAUCCCAACAAAGCAACUUGUCCAAUUUCCAAUUCUCCAACAAUCUUAAAAGUCUUGUCUCUUCAAUCCCUUCUCUCCAUUCCAACACCUACAACUUCUACAACCUCUCGGUCGGAAUUAAAGAACGAGUCGAAGCCAUUGGAAUCUGCAAUAGAGUACUCACUCGAGCAGAUUGUUUAAACUGUAUCUACCAAGCCGCAGUGAAUCUGACCACAAAUGACUGUCCACAACAUAGAGAAGCUUACAUACGUGCCACGAAAUGUAUGUUUCGUUACUCGGACAAACCCAUUUUCGGAAAACUCGAAACAAGUCCUAUAUUAGAGUUAGAAAACCUGAACAACGCAGCAACGGGAGAGUCUGUUCGGUUGCAGAGCGAGUUACUGAACGGACUCAGACAACUUGCUGCGGCAGGUGGCUCAAUGAGGAAGUAUUCUCAAGGAAAUAUUACUGAUUUUCUACCUAACAGAACAUUCUUCGCUGUCGUGCAGUGCACGCCGGAUUUGUCUGAGAAAGACUGCAACGAUUGUCUCAACUAUGGUUUCAGGAACGCAACCAAAGGGAGAUCAGGGAUCAGGUGGUUUUGUCCCAGCUGUAAUUUUCAGUUAGAGAGUAACUUGAGAUUCUUCGGUCUCCAGAGCCAGUAUGAGCCUGAUCUUCCAUCAGCACCACCCGAACCAAGACCAGAGACUGAACCGGAACCAGGAGAAAAGAAAUUAAAUAUUAUACUCAUCGCUGUUGGCUCUGUUGCUGGUUUAGCCAUAAUUGUUGCCUACCUUUACUUCAUGUUGACAAGGAAAAGAAGAAAGGGAAAACAAGGCAAAGAUGUCCAAGACAAUAAGAUUAAAGAUGCACAACUAUUGCAACUCGACUUUGAAACCAUAAGAGUAGCAACUAAUGACUUCUCUUCUGGGAACCAGCUUGGAGAAGGUGGCUUUGGUGCAGUUUAUAAGGGUGUUCUUGAUUCUGGAGAAGAGAUAGCUGUGAAAAGAUUGUCACUGGAAUCCGGACAAGGAGACCAUGAGUUCAUAAACGAAGUAUCGUUAGUUGCGAAACUUCAACAUCGGAAUCUUGUUAGGCUUUUAGGUUUCUGCUUGGAUGGACAAGAGAGACUACUCAUCUAUGAGUUCUUCAAGAACACAAGCCUUGACAAUUACAUAUUUGAUUCAAAUAGGAGAACGAUCUUAGAGUGGGAAAAACGUUAUCAGAUAAUCGUAGGUGUUGCGCGAGGUCUUCUUUAUCUCCAUGAAGAUUCUCGUUUCAAAAUUAUUCAUAGAGACGUUAAAGCAAGCAAUGUUCUAUUGGAUGAUGCAAUGUAUCCAAAGAUUGCAGAUUUUGGAAUGGCUAAAUUGUUUGAUACAGACCAACCAAGUCAAACUAGGUUUACAAACAGAGUUGCAGGAACCUACGGUUACAUGGCUCCAGAGUAUGCGAUGAAGGGGCAGUUCUCAGUGAAAACUGAUGUAUAUAGCUUCGGCGUACUAGUCCUUGAGAUCAUUUCAGGCAAGAAAAACAAUUGGUCUCCAGGAGAAGGAAGCUCAUUGUUCCUCCCUAGCUAUGUAUGGAAGAGCUGGAGAGAAGGGAAAGUGUUAAACAUCGUGGAUUCAAGUCUGGUUGAGACAGGAGGUCUAAGUGAUGAACUCAUGAAAUGCAUUCACAUUGGUUUGUUAUGCGUUCAGGAGAAAGCAGAGAGUAGACCAACGAUGGCUUCUGUUGUUGUAAUGUUCAAUGCAACUUCUUUCACUUUACCGAGACCCUUGCAACCUGCUUUUUACUUAGGAGAUAGAGAAUCAAGAGAAGACCACAUACUUGUUGCAUCAACAAUGACUUGGAAUGAAGUUACAAUCACUGAGUUAGAUCCUCGUUAAUUCGUAUGGAAAGACAAAAAAGUUUAAAAGUCAACUUGAAUGAUCACUUGGGUGUUCUUGAUUCUGAAGAAGAGAUAGCUGGGAAAACAUUUGUAACAUUCCAAUUUCUGGUAUAUG
Molecule: messenger RNA, 2153 nt
Organism: Brassica oleracea var. oleracea
Lineage: Eukaryota; Viridiplantae; Streptophyta; Magnoliopsida; Brassicales; Brassicaceae
Product: cysteine-rich receptor-like protein kinase 41
Exons: 7
Coding region: 24-2036 (670 amino acids)
Biological process (GO): protein phosphorylation
Molecular function (GO): protein kinase activity; ATP binding
Source: RefSeq, a predicted model, not a curated record